AUUAGAAAAAAUGGUCUUAAACUUGACCUGGCAGCGACCGGCCUUGGUAGCGAAAUAUUUCUGAAUUUUAUAUUAUAUAUAAAUAGCGAGAAACAUUCAUGGUUGGCGAAGAAGCAUCCGGUGGUUGCGAAGGUAAAAACAUGAAGGCGUUUUUGGUGUUUGUAGCCUGUCUGGGCUUGGCUGUAGCCAGUACCGCAGACGCUAAGAACAAGAAAGUCGAAGUUGAGGAAAAGAAAAUCUCAAAACGUCAUCAUGACCACUACAGCACCCUAAACACCUACGGAGGAGAUCUCGCUAGUCAAAGCCUUUCAAGCUAUGGUGGUGACCUCUCCAGCCACUCCAGUGGUCUUUCUGGGUACGGUAGCGGUCUUUCAGGAUACAGCAGUGGAGUUUCUGGGUACGAUAGCGGCCUUUCUGGAUACAGCAGUGAAGGCGGUUACAGCAGUGGAUCGUCAUCUGAAUACAGCAGCGGAUCCCAAGGAUACGGUAGCGAUUUUUCUGGAUACAGCAGCGGAUCCCAUGGAUAUGGUGGCGAUCUGUCUGGAUACAGUAGCGGAUCCCACGGAUAUGGUGGCGAUUUGUCAAGCUACAGCAGCGGAUCAUAUGGAUAUGGUGGUGAUGCAUCUGGAUACAGCAGUGGCUUAAACGGAGGUCUAUUAGGAGAUUCAGGUUCUGUAUCCUAUGGAUACCACUCAGUAGCUCCAGUAGUCCACAACGUCCACAGUACCCACGAAGUUCGCCGCAUCACCCAAAAAGUUCCAGUACCAGUCCCUCAACCUUACCCUGUUACCGUUACCAAAACCGUCCAGGUACCACAACCAGUGCCUGUGGAAGUUCCAAAACCAUACCCAGUACCUGUCAAGGUUCCAGUGCCAUACGAAGUACCCAAACCAUACGAAGUCAAAGUUCCCCAACCAGUGGCAGUCCCUGUUAAAGUGCACGUACCCGUGGAAGUACCAAAGCCAUACCCAGUUCAUAUCACCAAAACCAUCCCCGUUCCAGUUGAAAAGAAAAUUUACAUUAAGCAAUUGGUACAAGUACCACAUCCAGUACCACAACCCUACCCUGUGACAGUAACCAAGUAUGAACAAGUAAAAGUACCUACUCCUGUUUACGUAAAAGAGCGAAAAGUAGUACACACUUAUUCCAACUCAUACCAAAACUUGCCUGAGAAGCACAUCGUUCUCAAACCUCAAGUUUCUGCACAAGUUCCACAAUAUUCAAAUGCUGGUUAUGAUGCUUCAUCAUAUAGUAGCUCUCUUGGAAGUUAUGGAUCUGGAUAUGGAUCUAAUUAUGGAUCUAGUUAUGGAUCUGGUUAUGGUUAUGGAGGUCAUGGCAGCUCAAGCUACAACUUAGGAAGCUAUGGAGACAGCUAUAAUUCUGGUGUAAGCGGAUUAGGAUAUAACAAUUUGGGAGGUUCUAGCUCAAGCGGUUUAGGAUAUGGCAGUUAUGGAGGUUCUAGCUCAAGCGGUUUAGGAUAUGGCAGUUUGGGAGGUUCUAGCUCAAGCGGUUUAGGAUAUGGCAGUUAUGGAGGUUCUAGCUCAAGCGGAUUAGGAUAUGGCAGUUUGGGAGGUUCCAGUGGAAGCUACAGCAGUUGGGGAAGUUCCAGCUUAAGUGGUCUUGGUGGUUCCAGCGGUCACUUAGGAGGUCAUGGAAGUUCUGGUCAUGGACUUUAUGGUCAUGGAUCACACUCCUACGGUUUGGGUGACUCAAGUUCACAGUACAGCCAUAGCUACGGUCACAGCCAAGCCUUCGGUCAUGGUGACGACUACAGUGGUCUUUUAAAAUCAUAUGUUCCAAGCAAGUUAGGUGGUUAUAAUAACAAAUGGUGAAAUUGUAAAUAGUUUUUCAAUAAAAUAAAGUUUUAAAAUACGCGA
Diabrotica virgifera virgifera (western corn rootworm) is the source of this 1877-nucleotide messenger RNA. RefSeq names its product elastin-like. The coding region runs from base 99 to 1832 and encodes 577 amino acids. Lineage: Eukaryota; Metazoa; Arthropoda; Insecta; Coleoptera; Chrysomelidae. The transcript has 5 exons. The record is from RefSeq and is a predicted model, not a curated record.